Messenger RNA from Talpa occidentalis (Iberian mole), 1207 nucleotides. It is a transcript of the gene G6PC2, whose product is annotated as glucose-6-phosphatase catalytic subunit 2. The transcript has 5 exons. The record is from RefSeq and is a predicted model, not a curated record. Gene Ontology annotation, biological process: glucose 6-phosphate metabolic process; gluconeogenesis. Gene Ontology annotation, cellular component: membrane. Lineage: Eukaryota; Metazoa; Chordata; Mammalia; Eulipotyphla; Talpidae. Bases 83 to 1150 code for a protein of 355 amino acids. Gene Ontology annotation, molecular function: glucose-6-phosphatase activity.
CUGCAAGUCACCAUAUAAAGCAGUGGGACCCAACCCAGCAGCUCCAACUGCUCUGUGUUUACCAUUAUCUUUUUUUUUUAAGAUGGAUUUCCUUCAUAGGAAUGGAGUGCUCGUUAUUCAGCAUUUGCAGAAGGACUAUCGAACAUACUACAAUUUUCUAAAUUUUAUGUCCAAUGUUGGAGACCCCCGGAAUAUCUUUUUUAUUUAUUUUCCACUUUGGUUUCAACUUAAUCAGACAGUUGGAACCAAGAUGAUUUGGGUGGCAGUCAUAGGGGAUUGGUUCAAUCUUAUUUUUAAAUGGAUAUUGUUUGGUCAUCGGCCGUAUUGGUGGGUGCAAGAAAAUCAGAUUUACUCAAAUCACUCAAGCCCAUGCCUCGAGCAGUUCCCCACUACAUGUGAAACAGGUCCAGGAAGUCCAUCUGGCCAUGCAAUGGGCUCUUCCUGUGUCUGGUACAUCAUGGUAACAGCUACCUUGAGCCACACUGUCAGUCAAAUGGAUAAGUUGUCUACCACUCUGCACAGACUGACCUGGUCAUUUCUUUGGAGUCUUUUUUGGUUGAUUCAAAUCAGUGUCUGCAUCUCCAGAGUAUUCAUAGCAACACAUUUUCCUCAUCAAGUUAUUCUUGGAGUAAUUGGUGGCAUGCUGGUGGCAGAGGUCUUUGAACACGCAACAGGCAUCCAAACGGCCAGUCUGAGCACUUAUCUGAAGACCAACCUCUUCCUUUUCCUGUUUGCCCUUGGCUUUUACUUGCUCCUCAGACUGCUUGACAUUGACCUGCUGUGGUCUGUACCUAUAGCCAAGAAAUGGUGUGCUGACCCCGACUGGAUCCACAUUGAUACCACGCCUUUUGCAGGACUUGUGAGAAAUCUUGGAGUCCUGUUUGGUUUGGGCUUUGCCAUCAACUCACAGAUGUUCCUCAGGAGCUGCAGAGGGGAAAACGGCUACAAGCUGAGCUUUCGACUGCUCUGUGCCGUGGCCUCUUUGACCGCGCUGCAGCUCUACCACUUCGUCAAGCUUCCCACUCACACAGAGCAUUUAUUUUAUGUGCUAUCUUUCUGUAAAAGUGCAUCCAUCCCACUGACCGUGGUUGCACUGAUUCCUUACUGUAUUCAUAUGUUAAUGAAACCAAGAGAAAAGAAGACUGAUUAGAGUUGUGCUAAGGGCUAAUCAUCUGUGGGCCCAGGAUGACCUCCUCCUCCAACCUCC